AUGGAUGAGACUCAUAUGAACCAAGCUGGCGUUCCUGAGAAUGCACAGUCGUCCAGUGGUUUUGAUGGAGCAGGACCCCGUGACGGUUCAGAGGCGCAAUCGCGCCAGAUUUCACCUCUGAAGAAAUCGGAAGCCACCGCUGGGUCCGACGACCCGCUCGAUGCCCCCGCCUCACCUAAAUCACAGAACGGUGACAAUGAACCAGAAGACGAGGAAAUGGGCGGCACCGAGAUUGAUGCUAAGCGCGACACCGAGGGCUUGGAGGAUGCUGUGGGCGAGUCGCACCAACCCGGAGAGGGUGCUGAUGGACUUGAUGAUGCCGUAGGAGAAGACCAACCCGCGCCAACCAAGUCUUCCCUUGAAGCCGCUGCGCGCGAACAACUCGUCACCCAAACACACGCUAUUAUCCUCCCCAGCUAUGCGACAUGGUUCGACAUGAACACCAUCAAUCAAAUUGAGAAGAAGGCUCUCGCUGAGUUCUUCAAUGGUCGCAACCGUAGCAAGACGCCUGCUACCUACAAAGAUUACCGAGACUUCAUGAUCAACACUUAUCGAUUGAACCCCAUUGAGUACUUGACCGUCACUGCUUGCCGUCGCAACCUUGCGGGUGAUGUGUGCGCAAUCAUGCGUGUUCACUCAUUCCUAGAGCAGUGGGGCCUGAUCAAUUACCAGGUUGACCCUCAAACGCGGCCCUCCAAUAUUGGUCCUCCAUUCACCGGUCACUUCCGCGUCAUCGCCGAUACUCCACGCGGAUUACAGCCAUUCCAGCCAGGCCCGAACCACAGUGUCACAUCAGGCAAGGCUCUUCCAGCCACUCAACGUGCGGCAUCCUCCACCCCUGCGUCCAAAGACGAUUUGAAUCUUGAACUCCGUCGCACAAUCUACGAUGAAAGAGGCAAGGAAAUCACCCCAGCCGAUGAUAAGGAAAAGCACACAAACGGCGACUCAGCAAAUGGCUUGGACCUUGCCCAAGAAUCCAAGAAGAAGGCACACUGCUUUUCUUGCGGCAUUGAUUGCACCAAACUCCGAUUCCACUAUGCCAAUUCGGCUCCGACGUCAGCCCAAGCCAACACACCAGACACCAAAUAUGAUUUGUGUCCUAACUGCUUCCUCCAAGGAAGAAUGCCCUCAAGCCACAGCGCUUCAGACUUCGUUAAGCUCGAGGACAAGAGCCACUCUCAUGUUCCUGACAAAGAUGCUCCGUGGUCCGACUCGGAAACAAUCCUGUUGCUAGAGGGUCUGGAGAACUUCGAUGAUAACUGGGAACAAAUUGCGAACCACGUCGGCACACGAUCCCGAGAAGAGUGCGUGAUGAAGUUCCUGCAGCUGGAGAUUGAGGAUAAGUAUAUUGAAGACAUCCCUGAGCUACGCUCUGGCGGUGGACGUGACCCUAUCAGUCAAUCCGAAAACCCCGUUUUAUCUGUGGUAGCGUUCUUGGCCCAGAUGGCAGAACCCUCAGUGGCCGCUGCCGCGGCGGGACGGUCUGUCGAGGAAAUCCGCAAGGAGCUCCGUAGCCAGUUGGAGAAGGGAGGCGCCAAAGGCAAAGACGCAGUCAAGACCGAGGAUUCCAUGGACGUGGACUCUGUGCGCGAGGCCGAGAACCAAGCUGCCGAGAAGCCCAAGGAGUCUCUCGGCACCAUCGCUUUGGCUGCCUCUGCUGCCCGUGCUGGCGCGCUUGCUUCCCACGAAGAGCGUGAAAUGACCCGCCUGGUGUCCGCUGCGGUCAACGUCACCUUGCAGAAAUUCGAAGUCAAGCUGCAGCAGUUCAACGAGAUGGAAGAGAUCAUCGAGGCUGAACGCCGGGAGCUCGAGCAGGCGCGCCAGCAGCUAUUCCUGGACCGUAUGACCUUCAAGAAGCGUGUCAAGGAAGCCCAGGAUGCUCUCCAAAGCGUCAGCCUUCAGGGCUCCAAUGAGCACACAAACCAGAUGCUGGCCGAUGCCGCCACCACGGGCAUUGGUAACCACUACAGCUUCCAGCCCGUUGGCGGUGAUAUCCGGGCGGGCACCCAGCCUCUGAGCGCCCAGAGCGGCGCCGACUACAAGACUCUUGACCUGUAG
Messenger RNA from Penicillium soppii, 2058 nucleotides. RefSeq lists its product as uncharacterized. Gene Ontology annotation, cellular component: SWI/SNF complex. The coding region runs from base 1 to 2058 and encodes 685 amino acids. Gene Ontology annotation, biological process: positive regulation of DNA-templated transcription. The record is from RefSeq and is a predicted model, not a curated record. Lineage: Eukaryota; Fungi; Ascomycota; Eurotiomycetes; Eurotiales; Aspergillaceae. The transcript is spliced from 3 exons. Gene Ontology annotation, molecular function: DNA binding; histone binding.